This is a messenger RNA of Torulaspora delbrueckii, 1389 nucleotides long. It is a transcript of the gene RGL1, whose product is annotated as Rgl1p. The record is from RefSeq and is a predicted model, not a curated record. The transcript has a single exon. Bases 1 to 1389 code for a protein of 462 amino acids. Gene Ontology annotation, cellular component: division septum. Gene Ontology annotation, biological process: division septum assembly. Lineage: Eukaryota; Fungi; Ascomycota; Saccharomycetes; Saccharomycetales; Saccharomycetaceae.
AUGACAUUUCCCGUCAUUUCCCUAAAACCCAGCUAUAACUCUGUUAUCAGAGGAUGUCCUGGGUUACCAGAAACGCUGCCAAGAAUAGAAUGUGAGUUAAGAAUAAGGUCGAAUGGUGGAAAAGCUUUUAAGAUUGAUAAGAUCGAGAUAGCUCUGAAAUGCAUAGAAUCGCUAAACAAUCUAUCCCAUCACACUUUCAGCUCGAAACCAAAGGCCGAAAAGACAUCCAUUUUGUUCAAGAAAGUGGUAAGGAUGACGGAGAAGGAAAUGCUGGGAAUUGAUAUUCCCUUAACCAUUGGACUUCCUGAAGACAUCAAAGAGACAAAUUACAACACAACGUUUGGGAGGACUAUUACUCUGUUAGAAUGCAAUGUUCGUUACAAUGGUUUAGACGAACCACAAUCGUUCUCGAGGGUCAUAAAUGUGGAGAAGUACAAUUUCUUACCAAACAGUAAAUUGUUUCCCCCCAUCAGAAGGCAAGUUUUCUCACCAGACAAGAGAUUGGUGGUCGAUUAUACAAUUAAGAACCCAUGCGUCUCGACAGAUGAUGUCCUUCAUAUAAACUUUGAAAUGAGACCGAACUCGAAGGCGGUUACCGACGGACUGACAGGAUCAGCUUCUUUGAUAUUCAACAAGAAAUCCAAGAUGAAAUUGAAACACGCAGCUGCGAACCUCAAGGAAUAUCUGGAAGUUUAUGAUGAUGGAAGUGGCACGACUACUAGCAUUGGAGGUUCUGGAAACGAUACGCGGGAAAAUGUUCUAUUGGAGGAAGUCAAACCAAUUAAUGAAGCAAUCACUCAUAAUGGGAUCAAGUGGAGUAUGGAUAUUAAAGUGCUCACCAAGAAUGAAACUUUUAAAGAAUUCGAAAAGUCAUUGCAAGAACCUGCAUCACUAUAUCGAUACGCUAAAAAAGAUUUAUCAAGUGCUAACCAGUUGACGAAUUCUGGUGUCAAGACAGAACUUUUACAGAGCAAGGUGGCUCAUGGACGCGAAAUACCAUUUCAAUAUCACACAUCUAUCACGACAACUAGAGGUAAUCUCUACAGAAUUAUUCACGGGAUCUCUAUAAAAUUCAAGAUCAACAACGGGAAAAGUUUUCAAAUCAACCAGCCUAUUGAUAUCACACCCUGGACUGUUUCUAGCUUAAAAAAUGUCGAGCAAUUAAUACUGCAAGAGAGGGAAACUGCUAAAUAUGCACAUCAGUUUUACCAAAAUUAUGGUGGCUUAAAGAGGGUGCUAACAUCUACUACGGCAAAUUAUAUCAAAGGACACAGGAUAGACUACCCACCACUACCACCGGUAGUCUAUCUCCAUGAUCAUGAAACCUUGAAGAAGUUGGAUAUCAUCUACAAUAGAAGUAGUUUUUCACGAAUACCCUUGUUGGAAUGA